AUGGAAUGGAAUGGAAUGUUUCACAGGGAUUAUUCCUUGGAGUUUUUUGUUUUGUCGGGUAGUUCAAGAUCUAUGGUGAAACAGUGUGGAAUUCGACCAUUGUGUGUUCCAUUUGACAUCACGCAAAGCUUAAAUGAAGAAGUAAUAAGCAGAGAAGUUAAGAGAGCUUACCAUGACUUUGAAUACAACAGAGUUCCAAGGGAAUACUGGCUUCUUCGCCACUAUGCUCAUCCUCUUGACUGCCUUGGAUUUCCAUCAAAACAACCAAGGAUUUCUGAGUGUCAUGAUGGACAAUUUGGGGAACCUAUUCCACCACCUUAUUGUGCUGAUAGUGUUGAUGAAAUUCAAAUGGAACACACCAGCAUUGAUGAUAUUCAUGCUGAAGUAUUUGUUUAUUUUGGCCUUAAUGGUAGUAACCACAACCAACCACGUGAUUUGCGGCAUUUAGCCCAACUGCUUCUGAAUGAGUACUGCUACUUUGGUGAGAGCUUGCCCGCUGGAAUAUCUUUUAAUUCAUGA
Molecule: messenger RNA, 519 nt
Organism: Vicia faba (fava bean)
Lineage: Eukaryota; Viridiplantae; Streptophyta; Magnoliopsida; Fabales; Fabaceae
Source: the annotation of a GenBank genome assembly